Bombyx mori (domestic silkworm) is the source of this 5189-nucleotide messenger RNA. It is a transcript of the gene mbt, whose product is annotated as serine/threonine-protein kinase PAK mbt. Gene Ontology annotation, biological process: protein phosphorylation; regulation of MAPK cascade; intracellular signal transduction. The coding region runs from base 440 to 2137 and encodes 565 amino acids. Gene Ontology annotation, cellular component: cytoplasm. The transcript has 8 exons. NCBI's taxonomy places the organism in Eukaryota, Metazoa, Arthropoda, Insecta, Lepidoptera, Bombycidae. Gene Ontology annotation, molecular function: protein serine/threonine kinase activity; ATP binding. The record is from RefSeq and is a predicted model, not a curated record.
UAUUCUUGGGAAUGUGGACGAAAGACCUCGAUUUGGUGGGUACGGUACCUACAUAAUAUUUACUUACUCACAUAGCAGUAAUAUUUGGUAGGUACCUACCUUAAUUGGUAUUCAGGCAGGUGUUGAUUAAAGUGAAUAGGUACUACCACGAGAAUACAAACGUAUGUGUUGAUAGGAAAGGAGUGUACCUAGAAUAUACGAAAACUAAACAAACCAGUCAAACCAAGUCAAACGCGCAGUUGUUUAAUGUGUACAAAUUAGAAUUUGUUCCGAGUUUUUAUUUCCUAAUUUGAUCUGAACAUUUUAUCAAACAGUGAGCUUUCAUUUUCAUUUUUUAGUUACGGAUACGAGCAUUCUAGGAGUAAAACUCGUGAUGUGGAUACAUUUUUUAGAUGCUUGAUUGAGUUUUAAUUUAUUAAAUUGAUAGUUGGACUAAACGAUGUUUUCUAAGAAGAAGAAAAAGCCACUUAUUUCGCCGCCUAGUAAUUUUGAACACAGAGUACACACUGGUUUCGAUAAGCACGAGGGAAAGUUUGUUGGACUUCCUCUUCAGUGGGCUUCACUCGUUGGAAACAAUCAGAUAUUAAAAUCAACAAAUCGACCUUUACCAUUAGUGGAUCCCUCUGAAAUUACUCCUACAGAGAUAUUAGAUUUGAAAACAAUUGUUAGAGGUGAUCACAGGAUAACACCAGUGUCAGCUGUAGCAAGACUCUUGCCUGCAAACAUUCCACAGCCACAACCAGCCAACCAACAAAAUGGUUUUAUAUUGCCAAAGACAUCAAAUGUUGCUAGAUCUAAUUCUCUUAGAAGCACAAGUCCACCAAAAAUUCGACGAGAUUUACGUAAUCAGGCUAAUGUACCACCAUCAGUACCCGAAGAAUCUCCUCCUGUGCCUCCUGCUCCACAGCAGUAUCCCAGUUUGAGACGGGAGCAGAGUAACUAUGCUGUAAAUAAGCCAAUUCCAGAGUCUCCAGUGGAAUGGUCACAGCAUAUGCACGAGGCAACAAUCAGACAAGUUGCUGAAAUUAAUGAUAACCAUCAUGCUGGUAUGACUUAUCAGAACAUACAGAAUGCGAACAUGCCAUAUCAACAUAGUCAUCAAACACAAGCUGUUACUCACAAUAUGCAUCUUGGCCUUAAUGGAAACAACUUGCCCAUUGGUGAGAACCAACAAGUUCUACGUCACCAGCAUCCUGCAUCGACCGCCGGUCCGGGCUCGACAGCGACCUCGAUACCGCUCGCCGCAUCAAAGCAUGAAUUGCGAUUGACGCAUGAACAGUUCCGCGCAGCGCUACGUCUAGUGGUGAGCGAGGGCGAUCCCCGCGCUACGUUGACCGGCUUCAAUAAGAUCGGCAAGGGGAGCACGGGCAUAGUUUGCUCGGCGACCGACACCCGCACGAGGAGAAGCGUCGCCGUCAAGAUGAUGAACUUGCGAAGGCAACAGAGACGAGAACUUCUGUUCAAUGAAGUUGUGAUAAUGCGAGACUACCCGCAUCCGAACAUAGUGGAGAUGUACGCUUCCUAUCUCGUUGGUGACGAGCUAUGGGUGGUCAUGGAGUACAUGGCGGGCGGCGCGCUCACCGACAUCGUCACCCGCGUCCGGAUGGACCCGGAACAGAUCGCCACGGUCUGCAAGCAGUGCUUGAAGGCUCUGGCAUUCCUUCACAGCCAAGGCGUUAUACACAGAGACAUCAAAUCCGAUUCAAUACUAAUGACGGCAGACGGGCGCGUCAAGUUAUCAGACUUUGGCUUUUGUGCUCAAGUGUCGCAGGAAUUACCUAAAAGAAAAUCACUAGUUGGUACACCGUACUGGAUGUCACCUGAGGUGAUAUCGAGGCUGCCGUACGGACCCGAGGUGGAUGUGUGGUCGCUGGGCAUUAUGGUGGUCGAAAUGGUAGACGGUGAGCCGCCAUUCUUCAAUGAACCUCCCCUACAGGCGAUGCGUCGAAUCCGCGACAUGCCGGCGCCCCGGCCGCGCGGCGCCGCCCGCUGCCCGGCCGACCUGCUCGCGUUCGUGGAGAGCGCGCUGGUGCGGGACCCGGCGCUGCGGCUGUCCGCGCCGCGGCUGCUCUCGCACGCCUUCCUGCGCCGCGCCGGCCCGCCCGCGCUGCUCGUGCCGCUCAUGCACGCGCCCUGACCCGCCCCCACCCGCCCUGACCCGCCAUCACCCGCCACGGGACACGCCGACUGUUCUCGACUGCUCUCGGGUAGACCGGUGUUAUAAAAUAAAAGAGUCGACUGUAUUAAUACGAUAUGUGUAAUAUUUGGUUAAUUUAUAAAAGAGUAACAAGCAGGUGUUGCGGGUGUCGUUGCUGCACGAAGUGUCGAAGAAGGUGUUAAACCGAGACCCCGCGCCGCUGUCCUCCUCCCGUCGCCCGCGCCGCGCGAUAGUCGAUGUUUGUGCAUCGAGACCGACAAUCGUAACCUACACAAAUCCGGACGAACUAAUCUAUACUAAUAUCGUCUUUUCUCAUUAAAUGUGUACAAUUUCCAAAAAAACGAUUCGAAAUUGAGUUAAUAUGCGGAAUCAUUUGGUAUCACCAGUUUUUUUCUCUCUAAUAAAUACUGUCAAAAGAGCGUAGUUUAGUUUUAGUUUUUUUUUUGGUUUACCUAUGUUUUGACUACUAUUAACAAAAUUAAUACAUAACUUUAUCUUACUUUAAAAGACAGAAAAUAUAUGAAAUAAAUGUUGCAAAGAUGAUUAAUAUUAAAAAUAUCACAUGUUAAACCUUUAAAACACUCUCCUAUAAAAUUAGUAAGUUUUGAGAUUAUACAGUUUUAAUGCGAGAAGACGAUAUAUAAAUCUCCAAUGGUUUUUACGGAUGUUCCGUUAUAACUACUGAACCAUGCAUCCGAUUGACUUGAAACUUGGUAUCCAUGUAGAAAAUACAUGUACUUAAUGGAUAGGUAAUAAUAUUUAUAUGAGUGUUAGAUUCCCUAAUAAUAAUGACAAUGAAAUAAUGUUAAAAAUGCGCAGCGAAGCGGGCGAGUACAGCUAGUUCUAUCAUAAAAGCGACUACGUGUCAAACGGAGAAUUGCGGUGCAAAUAUUCCGAGCGAUGACUGGUGGUAGGACUUCAUGUGAGUCCGCACGGGUUUCUUCGUAUUUCUGCCGUGACGCAGUAAUGCGUUUUGGCUUGAAGGUUCAGUCGUUGUAAUUAUACCGAGAUCUUAGAACUUAUAUUUCAAAGUGGGUGGCGCAUUUACGUUGUAGAUGUCUAUGGGCUCCAGUAACCACUUAACAGCAGGUGGGCUGUGAGCUCGUCCGCCCAUCUAAGCAAUAAAAAAAAACCUACCAGUGUCUCAUUUUUUUUCUUUUCUACCUAAGCUGUACAGCUGUAGGUAGGUUGGUCGUUCCCGGUGUAAUGACGUCACAAAGUUGCGCUUGUUGUAAGAGUAACCGAGCCAUAUUCGUGUUAUGGUAGUGAAUUGGAUAUUGAUACCGGUGACGUCAAAGCAGCAGUUCAAUUAAUUAUGAGGCCCUAUCCUAUAGGGCAGUGUACAAACUCGUUUGUAGAUGUGUAAGUCGGUCUUACUAGCACUAAGUGUGCAUGCGUAGGCAUGAAAUAGCCUUCAGAGGGUAUUUCAGCGUAACCUUAACUAGUGGGUGAGCUCACGGGGCUCAAACCUGACGACGUUGCUAACACGAACCCUAGCAAGAGCAGUGCUUCGCAGAAUCUACCACCGGAUCGAAAAUGCGUCCCACUGAGAAGAUCCGGCGAGAAACUCAGUGGGCUGUGUCUGAGGGUUAAUUUACUCGUCGAGCCCUUCGUCUCAAGCGACGGGUUCGACGAGAACGAUGACCGGCCAGUGUCUCAGUUGACGCCAUGAAAUUCAUCAGCUAACAUGUCACAAGCUGUUGGUUGCAUGUACAAAUCCUCAUGUUAUUUGGUUACAACAAACUGAAACAGGUAUUCAUUAUAUAAAUCAGUAAAUGAAAAAAUCUCCUUUUGUCAGGAACGACCAUAGACAUCUCAUAUUUUCUGUUGAACGGCCAAUAUUAGUUAUCUCUCUCUAAAUGAUAUGAUUAGAUGAACUCUGAAUUAUUAAUUUAUGGAAACAAUCCAGAUGGAAAUGAAAAUCCAGAUUGGAAUCAUGACAUACCCAAGUUGUUUUACGCAACUUCUUUUUGUAACGCAGUCAAUAUCGAUUUUGAUUAAGGUUUAUUCAUGUAAAUGUUUAAAUAAUUAUUCUGUUUUUCUGCUAAAAUCAUAAUAUUCACAUUUGGUAGUAUUAGGUCUUUUAGAAUUGACCAGUGUAAUGAUAUGUUUAUGUAUUAAAUAAAUCUUCAUAUCAAUUGUAUUCUAUAAAAUAUAGCUUAGUUGAAAAAUCGUCUGUUAUUGAAACAAAAUGUUAUGACAUUCCCUAUUGUAUUUCCUUAUAUUUGUACGUAUUAUUGUUAAACAUUCUUUAUUGCCAUAAAAUUGUUGAAUUGAUGUAGUUUAAAAUAAUUUAUUACAUUUGGAAGAAUAGAUAUUAGUGUGAUACUCAACUACCCCGUCCAGUAAGUACAACGUUUUGUCAUGUUUCUCUCUUGUUAUUAAUCAUAAUGUUUCGGUCUACUUAAAUUAUAAUUGGAAACAUAAAAGUUAUCAACGAAUUACUUAAGUGUUUCGAACAGAGUAUUAACAUUGACAAUUCACAAAGAUGAUUCGGUUUUAGCGAUAAGUUAAUAAUUUUUUAGUAUUACUUAAAAAUGUCAACAUUCCUGAACUUCGAUACUUCCAAAUUCUUGUCACAAUUUUAGGUAAAUUGUACGAAAAAAAUAUCUUGGCCUUGUAAUUUAACUGUGAUUUCACUCGCCGACUUUUUAUUAAUAUAUUUACCUUCGACUUACGAAUAGGCUAGAUCCGCUAGAAUUAAAAUUAUGAACUAUUAAAAUGUUAUUCGUAGUUUUAAGAGGGCCGCUAGGUUUGAUAUUAAUCCUUCAUAUUUUUAGACGUAACAACAGCCUUAAUAGUAUUAGUGCCUUAAAGUAGCCUAACGUAAUUUUAAAAUAAUGCACCUGAUAUUAGCUGUAAGGAGAUAUCGAUAUUCUCAUCACAAAUUACCCAUCUCUCGUGCAGCUGUAUUUUUCCGUAAUUUAUUGUUACAUCGACAUCCGUUUUGUAUAAGGUUUUAAGCCAAAUAUAUUGUAUUAUGAAAUCACAUUGUUAACAAAAAUGUUAUGAAAUAUAGAUUUUGAAAUAA